This is a messenger RNA of Ustilaginoidea virens, 1260 nucleotides long. RefSeq lists its product as uncharacterized. The transcript is spliced from 4 exons. The coding region runs from base 1 to 1260 and encodes 419 amino acids. The record is from RefSeq and is a predicted model, not a curated record. Lineage: Eukaryota; Fungi; Ascomycota; Sordariomycetes; Hypocreales; Clavicipitaceae.
AUGUCGGAGGAAAAAGACGUUGUCGUCGACUACUCUCUCAACAACCCCGAUACCCUGACCAAGUACAAGACGGCCGGUCAGAUCUCGGAAAAGGUUCUCGCCGAGGUUUCCAAACUUUGCGUCCCUGGCGCCAAGAUCGUCGAGGUCUGCCAGAAGGGCGACAAGAUUCUUGAGGAGGAGGUCUCCAAGGUCUACCGCGGCAAGAAGAUCAGCAAGGGCUUUUCCCACCCCACCACUGUCUCGCCUGCUUCAUAUGUUACUCCUUAUACUCCCCUGACUUCCGACGAGACCGAGGCUGCCCUCGAAAUCCAGCCCGGCGAACCCGUCAAGAUUCAGCUCGGUGCCCAAAUUGAUGGCUUCGGUGCCAUUGUUUGUGACACCGUCAUCGCCAAUCCUGCCGACAAGGAAAACGACACCAUUACUGGCCGCUCGGCCGACCUACUCUUGGCAACUCAUUACGCCAACGAACUGCUCCUGCGGCUGAUGGUCCCGCCUGGUCUGCUCGCACAGGGUACCGAGGAGGAAAAAGCAAAGGCUGCCUCGCAAAAGGCUCCCACUCAGUCCAAGAUAUCCGCCCUUUUGGAGAAGGUUUGCGAGAGCUACGGCUGCAACCUUGUAGAAAGCACCACCUCGUGGCUUUUUGACCGCAACGAGAUCGAGGGCACCAAGAAGAUCGUUCUCGCUCCUCAGGAUGGUGGCAAGGGCGACGGCACUCCCGCCACUGCCGAGGUGUGGGGUGUCGAGAUGGGCGUUUCUCUCGGUUCCGGCAAGUGCAAGACCUUGGAUGGACGCUCUACCCUGCAUCGCCGCACCACCCAGACAUACGGUCUCAAGCGCCCUACCUCCCGCAAGAUCCUCUCCGAGGUUCAGAAGAAGUUCGGAACCUUUCCGUUCAGCUUGAGACAGCUCGAGGACGAGCGUGAUGCCAAGUCUGGCGUUGUUGAAUGUGUCCGCGGCAAUGUUUUCCGACAGUACGAACUUGCUGGUGACAAGGACAAUGCCCCAGUUGCUCGUCUGCUCACCACCAUCGCCAUCACCAAGAACGGCAUCACCAAGCUGGCUGCCGCUCCUGCUUUGGACCUUGGCAAGGUCAACUCGGACAAGAAGAUCACGGAUGAGGAAAUUCUGAAAAUCUUGGAGCAGCCACUAUCCAGAAACACUGGAAAGAAGAGCAAGAGCAAGAAGAAGAAGAAGCCCGCCAAGAAGGCCGCCGCCGCCGCCCAAGACUCGGAUGACGAGUCGGAUGACAGUGACGAAUAA